Molecule: messenger RNA, 3150 nt
Organism: Lasiosphaeria miniovina
Lineage: Eukaryota; Fungi; Ascomycota; Sordariomycetes; Sordariales; Lasiosphaeriaceae
Product: Utp21 specific WD40 associated putative domain-containing protein
Exons: 3
Coding region: 1-3150 (1049 amino acids)
Biological process (GO): rRNA processing
Cellular component (GO): small-subunit processome; Pwp2p-containing subcomplex of 90S preribosome
Molecular function (GO): protein binding
Source: RefSeq, a predicted model, not a curated record
AUGGCUCACUCCAGCCUGGAGCACCAGUCGACAAAGCGCCAAAAAACCAGCUCCGUUGUGAAAGCUGUGCCUGCGGCGAACCGAGGCUCGACCAUCUUUGCACCCUUUCGCACCAUUGGUCUCGUCUCCCCCACCAGCGUGCCCUUCGCGUCCAUCCCCCUUGGCAAGACCACCUUCCAGAUCACCACGUCCGUCGGCCGCUCCCUCCAGACAUACGACUUGAAGCGCGGCCUCAACUUGGUCUUCGUCACGCGUCCGCAGACCCCCACCGAUAUCACAGCCACAUAUGCCUGGAAGGAGAAGGUCUUCGCCGCCUGGGGUGACCCGCGCAAUGCUGAACCCCACGGCCUCUGGGCCUUCCAGCGCGGCAAGAAGGCCGUCGAGCUCCAGCUGCCUGCCGACCUGGAUCAGCCCAUCCGCCAGAUCCUCAUCUUCGGCUCCUGGAUUAUUGGCUGUGCGCUGACGAGGAUAGAAGUGUGGAAGUCGGCCACCUCUGAGCACUACACCACCAUCUUCCCCUCUGCUACGAAAAAGGGGGACAAUGAUUUGACCGGCGGCGUCUGCAACAUGCCCACCUUCCUCAACAAAAUUUUCGUUGGCCGCGCUGAUGGCUGGGUUGAGAUUUGGAAUGUCAGCACCGGCAAACUCAUCUACACCAUACUCCCGCCCUCGCCAAACUGCGGGGCCGUCACCUGCAUGGAGCCCUCCCCGGCCCUGUCCAUGCUGGCUAUUGCCUAUUCCGAGGGCCCACUGGUCAUACAAAACGUACUUACCGACAGACCUGCUUUGCGACUGCAUGCAGGCACAAGCGACGCGCCCGUCACAUCCAUCUCGUUUCGGAGCGAUGGCCUCGGAGCCGGCCAGGACGGUCGUGAAGACGGCGUCAUGGCCACCGCAACCAGCGUCGGCGGCGAUGUGACACUAUGGGACCUUAACAAGGGAGGGAGGAUAAUGGGCGUCCUCCGCAGCGCACACAACCCCCCAUCACAUGCCGGUGUUCGCGGGGGCAUCAGCAAGGUCGAGUUCCUCCCGGGGCAACCGGUGAUCAUGACGAGCGGGCUCGAUAAUUCGCUCAAGUCGUGGAUCUUUGACGAGGCGCCAUUUUCUCCCGUGCCGCGCAUCUUGCACACACGGAGCGGCCACGCCGGCCCCGUCAACUGCCUUCAGUUCUUGCCGACCGACUUUGAUGGUCCCGAAGCUGGGAAUAAGUGGCUGCUCAGCGGUGGAAAGGACAGGAGUUUAUGGGGAUGGAGUCUACGCCGCGAUGGGCAGAGCACGGAACUGAGCCAAGGCAACAUCCGCAAGAAGGCCAAGAAAAUUGGCAUUUUGGCGAGCACCUCAAUGGGCCACGGGCCAUCUACAACUCUGGACGACCUCAAAGCUCCCGAGAUCACCUGCAUUGCUUCGUCGCUAAACCGCGAUGGCGGUAUGGGCGCCAUUCCGGGUAAGCAGGCUAUAUGGGGCAAGGGAGACGACAAGACCAAGCCUUCAAAUGCCGAGCUCAGCGGAAUGACUGGUUGGGAAAGCGUUGUUACGGCUCAUAAGGACGACCCGUGGGCUCGCACUUGGUUCUGGGGCAGGAAAAGGGCUGGCCGGUGGGCUUUCAAGACUGGCGACGGAGAAAAUGUGUCAACGGUUGCCAUCAGCCCCUGCGGCAGCUUUGCUCUGGUCGGGUCUGCUGGAGGAAGCUUGGACAUGUUCAACCUGCAGUCUGGGCGGCACCGGCGACGGUUCCCCUCGAGACUGACUCCCGCACAGUUACGGCAGGUAAAAAUGCAGCAGCUGAAAGCGCUCGACACCGUCACUCUACUCCACGAGCGGUCUAAAGCUUCGUUUACCCCGGGGUCCGGGAAGCACACGCGAGCCGUGACAGGCAUCGUCGUCGACUCGCUCAACAGAUUUGUAAUAUCGUGCUCGCUGGACGGAACAAUCAAGUUCUGGGACUUUGUCACAGGAAACCUGGUUGACGAGAUUGACUGGGCACCCAUGACACAGAUCACCGGAUGUCGCUUCCACGCGGCCAACGACCUCAUCGCCUUUUCGUGCGAUGAUAACUCGAUUCGCGUAGUUGACAUCGAGACAAAGCGGACAAUCAGAGAGUUCUGGGGCUGCCGCGAUACCAUCAACGACUUCUGCUUCUCCAACGACGGCCGAUGGGUUGUCGCCGCCUCCCAGGACUCCAUCAUACGCGUCUGGGACCUGCCAACCAGCCAUCUGAUCGACGCCUUUCGUCUUGAGAAGCCGUGCACGGCGUUGGCCUUUUCGACCACUGGCGAGUACCUGGCCGGGUCAACGCAGGGCGAGCUCGGUGUGCACCUCUGGACAAACCGGACACUCUUCAAACACGUCCCCACGCGCCAGCUCUCCGAGGCCGAGAUUGGCAGCGUCGCCGAGCCCACAGCAUCGGGCGAGGGCGGCCAAGGCCUUCUCGAAGCGGCCUUUGACGAGGACGCGGCGCGCGAGGGUGAGGAGGACGACGGCGUUAUCGCGGCCCCGGCCCUCGAGCAGCUCAGCGCCGACAUGAUGACGCUUAGUUUGGUUCCUAAGAGCAGGUGGCAGACCCUGCUGCACAUUGACCUCAUUAAGCAGCGCAAUAAGCCCAAGGAGCGGCCCAAGGCUCCCGAAAAGGCCCCCUUCUUUCUGCCCUCGGUCGGCGGCGCGGGGAGUGGCGGCCUGCUCCCAGCGCCCGCAGAGCCAGGCGAGAGCAGAGUCGAUGGCUCCGCUUCCAGGGUCACACAGCUCGACCGCGCCCGCGGCGAGCAGACCUUCAGCGCCAAGCUCUCGGCCGGCGCAGCGUCUGGAGACUACAACGACUUCAUAGAACACCUCAAAUCCCUCGGCCCAUCGGCCGCCGACCUCGAGCUGCGGUCCCUGUCCAUCGGCGACGGCUCGGACAGCGACACCAACGAGCUGCUGCAGUUCAUUCGCGCCCUGACGGGCCGCCUCGUCGCCCGCCGCGACUACGAGCUCACCCAGGCCUGGAUGACCGUGUUCCUGCGCCUGAACUACGACCUAGUCAUGGCCAACGAGAGCCUCCUCGACGAGUUGCGCCUGUGGCGCGAGCACCAGGCCCGCGAGCGCGACAGGCUAGAUGCUCUGGUGGGCUACUGCAGUGGUGUGGUAGGGUUCCUCAGGAGUCCGCGGACUUAG